CGCGCCGCCGUAAACGUCGUUGUCGGCCGCCGGCCGCGGCGUUGUGGUUUGCUUAUAAAGUUCGGUCUUAGUUCAGUUUUGCGAGGCAUGGAGAGUGACUUUUAUCUACGUUACUACGUGGGUCACAAAGGCAAAUUCGGCCACGAGUUCUUGGAGUUUGAGUUCCGACCCGACGGUAAAUUGAGGUAUGCCAACAACAGCAAUUACAAAAACGAUGUCAUGAUCAGAAAAGAGGCCUAUGUACAUAAAAGUGUGAUGGAGGAAUUGAAGAGAAUAAUUGAUGACAGUGAAAUUACCAAAGAGGAUGAUGCUUUGUGGCCUCCUCCUGACCGAGUAGGCCGGCAGGAGCUUGAAAUCGUCAUUGGAGAUGAACACAUUUCUUUCACAACAUCAAAAAUUGGUUCCCUUAUUGAUGUUAAUCAAUCCAAGGAUCCAGAAGGCUUACGAGUAUUUUAUUAUCUUGUCCAGGACCUGAAGUGCUUGGUCUUCAGUCUUAUUGGAUUACACUUCAAAAUUAAACCAAUUUAAAUGAAAUAUUAGUGUGGACCCGAGGUUGGGGUAGAAGUAAUUGUUUUUAAUUACCAUUAUCAGGAGAUUUUUGUGUAUAUCAGGGCAGUAUUUUUUUUAUAAACUAUAAAUGAUUGUCUUUAAUAAAUAUGUGAUAAAAAAAAUCCAAUUUUUUUAAUUUUAUAAAGA
Molecule: messenger RNA, 696 nt
Organism: Sciurus carolinensis (gray squirrel)
Lineage: Eukaryota; Metazoa; Chordata; Mammalia; Rodentia; Sciuridae
Gene: Magoh
Product: mago homolog, exon junction complex subunit
Exons: 5
Coding region: 88-528 (146 amino acids)
Biological process (GO): RNA splicing
Cellular component (GO): nucleus; catalytic step 2 spliceosome; exon-exon junction complex
Source: RefSeq, a predicted model, not a curated record